Seminavis robusta is the source of this 540-nucleotide messenger RNA. NCBI's taxonomy places the organism in Eukaryota, Bacillariophyta, Bacillariophyceae, Naviculales, Naviculaceae. The record is from the annotation of a GenBank genome assembly.
AUGGCGUCCCCUCUUCCAAGCAAUGGCAUCAUCCAAGGAAAGAAAAAGCCAACUACAGUGACGCCCCUCAACCCAACAGCCAAGCCCCAGAACAAGCGACCGAAGCGAUCAACGAUCAACCCGACUGCCAAGCCCCAGAACAAGCGACCGAAGCGAUCAAAGAGCCAUGAUGGGUUUGACUCAGAGUGCUCUUCAGACUCAGACUCUGAUUCCUCUGACUCUGAUUCCUCUGAGUAUUUGCCUCCUCCCACUAAGCGACAGGGUCCAACCACUGUCUCUGUCUCUGUCCAUGAUGAUUCUGUCCAUGAUGAUUCUGUCCCUUUAUCUUCUCCACACACCCGACAAGUCACCCGAGCUCCAUCCCCGGUCGUACUCAUUGAUCGACCUCCAAAGCAUCUACUUUGCAUGCCACUGAAUGCGUCUCCAGAGAUCAUUGAGAUACUACUACCACAUGCCAAACUCAUCUAUGCUGAAGUCCGAAAGUAUAAUCUCAUCACCUAUCCUCAUGACCAUUUUGCCCAAGUCAUCAAGGAGAGCUAA